This is a messenger RNA of Helianthus annuus (common sunflower), 1072 nucleotides long. RefSeq names its product transcription termination factor MTEF1, chloroplastic-like. Gene Ontology annotation, molecular function: double-stranded DNA binding. The record is from RefSeq and is a predicted model, not a curated record. Gene Ontology annotation, biological process: regulation of DNA-templated transcription. The coding region runs from base 80 to 991 and encodes 303 amino acids. Lineage: Eukaryota; Viridiplantae; Streptophyta; Magnoliopsida; Asterales; Asteraceae. The transcript has a single exon.
AGAUAAAUCAUACAUAUAUAUAUAUAAUUAUAUAUGCAACCCAAAUGACCCAAUACCAAUCCACACCACCACCACCACCAUGGUAGCGGCGGCAGCGGCAGCAGUGAUAGCAUUCCACUCAUAUUCUCCUCAAGAACAACAGCAAGCAAAUGCACAACAAUCAACAGACACCCCUCAACUAUCCAAGAAACCCAAAACCAUCCUCCAUAAAAACCCUCUUUACACUCCAGUCCACUCAAAACUAUCAUUGCAAUUCAAAGAAAAGAUCUUAUGCCUUGAAGUUAUGGGUGUUGAUUCAGGUAAAGCCCUCUCUUUAAAUCCAUUAAUCCAUUCAACCACUCUCAAUUCAAUCCACAACAUCAUCACUUUCCUUCAAUCGAAAGGCAUUCUACAAAAAGAUCUUCCAAGAAUCAUCGGCAUGUGCCCGAAGAUCCUCACCGCCAACAUAGACAACGAACUCAUUCCGGUUUUCAAUUUUCUAUCGCGUGAUCUCAACGUCCCAGAUCACAAUUACAGAAAAGUGAUCAAUAAGUGUCCGAGACUACUUGUUUCGAGCGCCGAAAAUCAGCUUCGACCGGCUCUUUUUUACCUAAAACGACUCGGGUUUCGGGAUUUGGCGGCGUUGGCGUAUCAAGACUGUGUGUUGUUGGUGUCAAAUGUGGAGAACACAUUAAUGCCAAAAUUGGAUUACUUGAUCAGUUUAGGGUUUUCUAAACCGGAGGCGAUCGAGAUGGUUUUGAGGUGUCCCGGGCUGUUUACGUUCAGCCUCGACAACAAUUUUAAGCCGAAAUUCGAGUACUUUGAGAAAGAAAUGAAAAGGGAUAUGAAUGAAUUGAAGGAUUUCCCACAGUAUUUUGCAUUUAGUUUGGAGAAAAGGAUAAAGCCUAGACAUUUGGAGGCUGUUGAAUGUGGGGCUGAGAUUCCUCUACCACUUUUACUCAAAACAACUGAUGAAGAGUUUGCAGAGUUGUUGAAGCAGAGGAACAAAUAAAAAAAAAUUGUAAAUUUUUCAUUUCUUUUGUAAGUAUUAGAAUAUGGCUAAUGUUUUAUUGCAUUGUUGUUGAUGAGCAAA